AUGCAGGCAUCCACUUGUAUGCACUUUCUGGAAAUACGAGCAAAUACUCGCCUGCGAACCGCGUGCAAGAACCUGAAAUGGCGAGAGUACAAACUUGUUGUGCAACUGGCCACUCCUCCAGUGGUCACAACAAAUGCACCGCGCCAUUCGACGAGAAUCAGAAAGCCGACAAUUCUACACACAGCGCCUGAGUUCAUCACAAAGAGCACUCCAAAAGGAGGGAAAAGCAAAAAACGCAAAAUCAAGAAGGAGGAAGUGGCAGUCGAGAAAAAGGGCAGGAAAGUGAUUUCGAAGAAGGCCAUCAAAGCAAAGACAGAAAAGAUCAAACAAAAGAAGAAGAUCCUUCUCGACGCCAUCACCAAUUUGGAAGCCCCCGAAAAAGGAGCUCAAGGAAUCAAACCUGAGAAGUCAAUGAUAAAUGCUCGAACGAGGCAUGGCGAUACGGCUUUGGCCUUAGCAGUACGCUACCAG
Ostertagia ostertagi is the source of this 471-nucleotide messenger RNA. NCBI's taxonomy places the organism in Eukaryota, Metazoa, Nematoda, Chromadorea, Rhabditida, Trichostrongylidae. The record is from the annotation of a GenBank genome assembly.